AUGAGCGCUUCUCAAGUCCUUACACACCCCUCAAUCCGCGACGGCUGGUUCUACGAGAGUGCCCCGCAAUGGCCCGGGCAAGCUAUGAGCCUGCAAGUGCGCCGGAUCCUGCACACAGAGCAGAGCAAGUUCCAGGAUGUCUUGGUAUUUGAGUCCGAGACGUACGGCAACGUUCUUGUGCUUGACGGUGCGAUUCAAUGCACGGAGCGCGACGAGUUUUCGUACCAGGAGAUGAUCGCACACCUGCCUAUCAAUUCACACCCCGACCCGAAACGGGUUCUUAUCAUUGGCGGCGGAGAUGGUGGAGUCUUGCGCGAGGUUGUCAAGUACGAUAGCGUGGAGGAAGCCGUGCUGUGCGAUAUUGACGAGGCUGUCCCGCGUGUCUCGACCAAGUACUUGCCCAAGAUGGCCGAAGGCCUGCACCACCCCAAGUCUAAGGUCAUCAUUGGUGACGGCUUUGCCUUCCUCAAGGCCCCUGAAAACAAGGCGUCGUUCGACGUGAUCAUCACCGAUUCGUCGGAUCCAGAAGGCCCCGCCGAAAUGCUUUUUCAAAAGCCCUACUUUGAGCUCCUGAAGCAGGCGCUCAAGCCCGGCGGCCACAUCUCGACCCAGGCCGAGAGCAUGUGGGUGCAUUUGAACCUUAUCCGCAGCCUCACGCAAUCCACGCGCGAGUUGUUCCCUGUGGCCGACUAUGCAUACACGUCGAUCCCUACCUAUCCCGCGGGCCAAAUUGGCUUUGUGGUGUGCUCGUUGGACUCGAAGCGCGACGUGCGCGAGCCAUUGCGCAAGAUUCCUAACUGCAGGUACUACACCGAGGAAGUGCACCGCGCCGCAUUUGUCUUGCCCGAGUUUGCGCGCCGCGUCAUUAUUGAUGGCGAGCCCGCGCCGGGCCCGCUAGUUGCGACGGGCGACGGCACGGCGCAGUCCAAGCGCGACCCCAAGAAGAUUCUUGUGCUCGGCUCUGGCUACGUUGCCGGCCCUUGCGUCCAGUACUUGUUGCGUCAUCCCGAGUACUCUGUUACCAUUGGAUCACAGCGCAAUGCCGGUGCGCUGGCCAAGAUAAACAGCCGCAUCCAGUCGAUUCGCGUCAAUGUCAAGGACCCCCAGCAGCUCUCGGAGGCGAUCCGCGGCUUUGAUGUGGUCAUUUCCCUCAUUCCUUACAUCUAUCACGCCGACGUGAUCAAGGCAGCGUGCGAGCACAAGGUAGACGUCGUGACCACCUCGUACGUCUCCGACGCGAUCCGUGCUCUUGAGCCCGACAUCACCAAAGCUGGCAUCACGGUUAUGAACGAGAUUGGUCUCGACCCCGGCCUCGACCACCUCUACGCCGUCAAGGCGAUUAAGGAAAUCCACGACGAUGGCGGCAAAGUCAAGUCGUUUUUGUCCUACUGCGGUGGUUUGCCCGCUCCCGAGGCUGCGACGAAUCCGCUCGGAUACAAGUUUUCUUGGUCCUCGCGCGGUGUGUUGCUUGCCUUGCGCAACACGGCCAAGUUUUUCCAAGCGCCGGUCAAGGAGGCGCAGACGGUCAGUGGCCUGGAUCUUAUGGCGAACGCUAAGCCGUACUACAUCAUGCCGUCCUUUGCGUUUGUGGCCUACCCCAACCGUGACUCGACGCCUUUCCGCGAGUGGUACAACAUUCCAGAGGCCGAGACGGUGAUCCGCGGCACGCUUCGCUACCAGGGCUUCCCCGAGUUUGUUCUUGCACUUGUACGUCUCGGAUUUUUGGACGAAGCUGCGCAAGACUAUCUUGUGCCCGGCAACGGCCUCACUUGGGCCCAGCUGUGUGCCAAGCUGGUCGGCUCCAACAGCACAGACGAGAAGAUGCUCGCGGACGGCAUUCGUGCCAAGUGCAGCUUUGGCAGCACCCAGGAAGCAUCGGGUGUCUUGCGCGCCUGCCGCUGGCUCGGUCUGUUUGACAACAAGGCCGUGGUAGAGGUCGGCGGCUUGCCCGAGCAGCUUGCAGAGAACAAAGGCAACCUGCUCGACUCGCUCUGUCGCAACCUGGAGGGCAAGUGCAACUACGAGCCCGGAGAGCGUGACAUGGUCAUGCUUCAGCACAGCUUUGACGUGAUUGACAAGAACGGCGAGGAGAAGACGCUCACAAGCACGCUGCUCGACUAUGGUGUGCCGAACGGUACUACGUCGAUGGCCAAGUUGGUCGGCGUUCCCUGCGCCAUUGCUACUCGUCUACUGCUUGAGGGCAACCCUGCGAUCAAGAAGACCGGUAUCGUGGUGCCCUACACUAUCGAUGUCACCGAACCCAUCCGCAAAGAGCUGGUCAAGGAAGGCAUUGCGCUCGAGGAGCGCUGGGUGUAG
Malassezia vespertilionis is the source of this 2316-nucleotide messenger RNA. RefSeq names its product saccharopine dehydrogenase (NADP+, L-glutamate-forming) (gene LYS9). The coding region runs from base 1 to 2316 and encodes 771 amino acids. The record is from RefSeq and is a predicted model, not a curated record. NCBI's taxonomy places the organism in Eukaryota, Fungi, Basidiomycota, Malasseziomycetes, Malasseziales, Malasseziaceae. The transcript is spliced from 2 exons. Gene Ontology annotation, molecular function: saccharopine dehydrogenase activity. Gene Ontology annotation, cellular component: cytoplasm.